Aspergillus pseudotamarii is the source of this 1026-nucleotide messenger RNA. Its product is annotated as OPA3 family protein. Gene Ontology annotation, biological process: regulation of lipid metabolic process. Gene Ontology annotation, cellular component: mitochondrion. The transcript has a single exon. The record is from RefSeq and is a predicted model, not a curated record. NCBI's taxonomy places the organism in Eukaryota, Fungi, Ascomycota, Eurotiomycetes, Eurotiales, Aspergillaceae. Bases 187 to 918 code for a protein of 243 amino acids.
CUUCGCCCUCCUCUUCAUCAUGUCCCUCACAUUAAAACUCUCUUCGCUCGCGAUUCGAACUCUGUCAAAACCAAUCGCCGUAUGCUGCCCCUUGCUUUUAUGAAUCAUACAGAUACUGACAGCGGGUAGAAUCGCAUCAAAGCUCAGGCCCGCGAACAUGAACGAUUUCGGAAAGUCUGCGUCUCCAUGGCGCAGGCACUUCAUCGGUUCGAUAUGCGACUCCGGUUAGGUGCUGUCCGUGACAAUGCCGCCUCUCAAAAGCGAGCAGCUGCCGAAGCCGCUCUCAGGAAACACAAGCCCACAUCUCCCACGGUCAAGACAGAGGCGGAGGCAAAAGCAGAAGAAGAUGCCAUUGCAAAAGCCAAAGCGGCCGCUGAGGAGGCAGCGAAACCAGCCCCAAAACCCCACAUCCGACCCCUCUCGGAAUCCAAGGCGAUCGAGUCAGGCGCGACAUUCAUCAGUGAGACAUUCUUAUUCAUUGUGGCGGGUGGGUUGAUCGUAUUCGAAUCGUGGAGGUCCCGACGGAAAGAAAACACCCGAAGAGAGGACGUCGAAACUCGGUUGGCCGAACUCGAAAAAUCCGAAAAAGCCGCCCGAGAAGCUCUUCUAGCUGUAGAGAAAGAGCUUCUAGCACAGAAGGCAAAGCAUGGCGAGCUGUCGAAAUCGUCGCAUAGAAUCCUGCCCCGCGAGGUCUGGGACGUCGAGAGACAAGAGGAAAGAGAACAAAUCGAAGAGCAGGGCUGGUGGGCUUGGAUCUCAUCCUAUCUGCCAGUGAGUCAGACGCCAGAACAACAAGCAGAAUCAGUCAUUAGGGAAAGUAAGAAGACAAUUCCAAAGGUGCCCGCGCCUGUGGGCGAAGUAGUACCAGCACAGAAUCCCGCCAGCCCUGACCAGAGUUUGGAGUCGAGAAAGGCUUGAGGGAUUCCCUACUCAUGGAUAGAUUCUUUGUGUUUAUUUUGUGCAGAUAUCGUUAUAGAACUCAUUGCUGAAGGCGCGUGUUGGUGUUUUAUAUUUUGGAUAUCCGGG